AUGCGAGUCAGCAGUGACACUGGCAAAAAAGCAAACAUGGUUCUGGGAGGCAUGAACAGGAGCCACGAGGAGUCGCUCUUCCACUCCACUCUGCGCUGGUCAGGCUGCAUCAAGGCAGCUCUGGAACGCUACUACUUCCUCUGCAGCAAGAGCUUCACCUUCAUCCCCCUGCAGCAGCAGUGUGACGGGCAGCCAGACUGCCCCUGGGGCGAGGACGAGGGGAACUGCGUGCAGCACGUACCGGACGGUCCCCCCGUGGGAGUCCGCACAGCCCAAGACAGAGCUGCCUUGCAGGUGCUAGAUAGAGAGACCGGAGCCUGGUUCUGGGCAUGUCACGAUAACUUCGAUAGGACCCUGGCAAAAGCAGCCUGCAAGCAAAUGGGCUACAGCAGCACCCCCACGUUCAGCGCCGUGAGCAUCGCCGACACGCGGGGCCUGCCCCACUGA
Messenger RNA from Pelodiscus sinensis (Chinese soft-shelled turtle), 447 nucleotides. NCBI's taxonomy places the organism in Eukaryota, Metazoa, Chordata, Testudines, Trionychidae. The record is from RefSeq and is a predicted model, not a curated record.